UUUAGUGCAUUUAGCAUCGACAAAGAACCAAGACCGGACGUCAAUAGCGCUGAAGUACAGCAGUUGGCCAAAGAGAUUUAUUCUGCGUUUAGUACAGUGGGUUUUGUGUACCUCAAAAACCAUGGGAUCUCUGCUCAAGAGAUUGAAGAUGUGCUUUCCAAGAGUGAUGACUUUUUUUAGUUUGAGUAAAAACGUAAAAAUAAGAUACCAGAAAAAGCAAGGCGAUUCUCAAUAUGGAUGGGAUCAAAUGGAAAGAGAAAGACCAAAUCUAGACAGGCCAGCAGAUCUAAAGGAAUCCUUUGAUGUUGGAGCACCAGAUAGCGAAGAAGCGAUUUGGCCAGAUGAUGAAGUGGUGCCAAAUUUCAAAAGAACUUUGUCAAGUUUCAGAUUGAAAUUUUGUCAUCUUGGAAUGCGAGUCCUGUCAGCCAUUGGCAUUGGACUGGAAAAGGACCCUGAUUUCUUUGCUCCAUUUUAUAAAUUUGUUGGGACAAAAGGUAAUACUUCUCAGUUUCGUAUCAACUACUACCCAAAGAUAACUGACAAUCUUGUUAUCAAACCUGGACAAAUUCGCUGUGGAGAGCACACUGAUUAUGGUGGUAUUUCGCUCUUAAUACAGGAUGAAGCAAGGGGCCUUGAAGUGGGUACAGUAGAAGGCAAAUAUGUACCAGCCACGCCCAUCCCAGGGACGGUACUCAUAAAUAUUGGCGAUUUGAUGCAAAGAUGGACGUCAGACAAACUUAAGUCUACUCCACACCGUGUUCUCAUUCCUGAGGAUGAAAUCAAGAGAGGAAAGCCACGUCGUUCGAUAGUGUUGUUCUUUGAUCCUGACAGAGAAACACUGAUAACAUGCUUGGAUGGCUCCAACAAAUACCCGCCUGUUAUAUCGGACGUCUAUGUGAUGGAAUUACUGAAAAAAACUUACGAAUUCUAAUUCCUGACAGUUAGAGGAUACACAACUCAUAACCGUGCGCAAUUUGUUGAUAUCGAUGAUGUGUGAAAACUGUAGUAGGCUGGAAGACCCUUAUUUAUCAGAUUAACAAUGCAAUUCAGAACCAAAACGAGACAUACUUUUUGUAAAAAUAUUGUUUCGAGAUAAUUUUUUAGAUACUUGCUUGAUGGAGAACAGGAUAUUAUAAGUUAGUAUUAGUCCCAAUGCAGAUGCUACUUUUGUUUGGCUUUCAAUAGUGAGAAAAGGAAAUUGUAGCCUGUCUGUAAGAGCGACCUUUUUCCUUUUAAUGAAUGCACAUGAAAAAUG
Molecule: messenger RNA, 1255 nt
Organism: Exaiptasia diaphana
Lineage: Eukaryota; Metazoa; Cnidaria; Anthozoa; Actiniaria; Aiptasiidae
Product: 2-oxoglutarate-dependent dioxygenase gloC-like
Exons: 7
Coding region: 122-931 (269 amino acids)
Molecular function (GO): dioxygenase activity
Source: RefSeq, a predicted model, not a curated record